This is a messenger RNA of Knipowitschia caucasica, 507 nucleotides long. The record is from the annotation of a GenBank genome assembly. NCBI's taxonomy places the organism in Eukaryota, Metazoa, Chordata, Actinopteri, Gobiiformes, Gobiidae.
AUGGACCCCCUGCUGCCUCUGCUGUCCCUCUCUCUGCUCCUGCUGUAUCUUGCUCCCGUCUGCAGCCGACCUCAGACACAGAGUGUGGAGCAGCGGCUGCAGAACGAGCUUCUCUCUCUGGAAGAGCCUGCAUCAGACACAAACUCACUCAAGGCUUUGUUCGGGAACCCACAGGAGGGCCCCUGGAGGAAGGAGGGCCCCUGGAAGAAGGAGGGCCCCUGGAGGAAGGAGGGCCCCUGGAGGAAGGAGGGCCCCUGGAAGAAGGAGGGCCCCUGGAGGAAGGAGGGCCCGUGGAGGGAGGAGGGCCCCAGGAGGGAGGAGGGCCCCUGGAGGGAGGAGGACAGUUCUAACGGGACAGAGGACACAGACGGCGCUCUGUCCCGGCUGCUCUCAGACCUGGUGCAGACGUCCAAACGCUCCUGGAGCCGCUACAAGAAGGGGGCCCUCAGGAGCUGCUUCGGGGUCCGACUGGAACGGAUCGGAUCAUUCAGUGGACUGGGCUGCUGA